AUGAUGCACCAGAGGGAGACGGCGUCGCGCACUCACAAGGCCAAGAUGGAGCGGCUCUUUCAAGCUGGGGACGCCGAUGGCGACGGGUGUUUGUGCAGGGAGGAGUUCCUAGAGCUGACGCAGAACGCGGAGGUCAAAAUUUGGUUGCUGUCCAUGGGGCUUGACGCUGCGGACGGGGACGCCCUGUUCGACCUCAUCGACGCAAACGGGGACGGCAGACUGAGCGUCUGCGAGUUGGUUGAAGGGGUGUCGAAGUUGAAGGGAGGGGCGAGGAGCCUGGACUUGCUGUCGUGCCUGAGGAGGCAGGACAAGCUAUACCAGAGGCUGCUGGGCAUCCAGCCAGGGAUGGCACCUGCCUCCGCCUCAGCCUGCAAAGACGUCGCGUGCAUCGCGAUCGCCGCUGACAAAGACGGGGCUGAUGACAUUUCGGGCGACCCCAAGCAGGUGCCAGUGCCUGACGCGUCAUGCAGAGGGACUGGCCCAGAAUCGAUACGUGCUCCUUCUCUGUGCCAAAUGUCCACAGAGGAGUAG
Prorocentrum cordatum is the source of this 531-nucleotide messenger RNA. NCBI's taxonomy places the organism in Eukaryota, Dinophyceae, Prorocentrales, Prorocentraceae. The record is from the annotation of a GenBank genome assembly.